AUCUCACCAUUAGUUUUAAUACUAUUUUAACUUUACAAAAUGGCAUCUUUUUUGAACUUGCAGUUGUAGAUUGCACAAAAAGACUCUACUAAAAAACAAUGGCAGUUAAAAGGAUUAACAUAAAAAUAAAGAAUAAGGAUACAGCUUCUAUUCAAUGCUUUUUUGCAUUGGAUAUCCCAUGUUGUGUCCGAAUCAUGCUGUGUACUGUGCAAAAAAAGCACACAAAUUUCACCCAAAAAAUAAAACUUAAAACUUAAUAGAACAAUACUUUAAAACAUAUUUUUUUUUGAAAGAUAUAAAUUUAUAAUUUUUAUUCCUAGUAAAACUUACUCGGAAAAAAAAUAGGAACAGCACGUGUGAAGGGCAGGUAAGCUCGCGCGUGAGCCUUGUCCCCUUACAAAGUCCUCAGUAGAAUUAAAGAAUCAUCUCUCUCUUUCUCUCUCUCUCUCUCUCUCUGAAGUCACAGAAUCAAGGUCUAAUUCUAGGGAGCUGCCACCGUGAAUCUGAGUCAGACUGGUCAGACUUUUGGGUCAUCAUCAUUUCAUCAUUUGAGCUUGUUGUAGGCAUAUUGGUCUUCGGAGCUGAAAAAAUUGUUGGAUAAUGGCUGAAUUGAUGGGGCCACGAUUGUACAGCUGUUGUAAUUGUCGGAACCAUGUUUCACUUCAUGAUGAUAUAAUUUCCAAGGCUUUUCAGGGAAGAAAUGGCCGAGCUUUUUUGUUCUCCCAUGCAAUGAACAUUGUGAUAGGGCCAAAAGAAGAUAGGCAUCUCAUGACUGGUCUCCACACUGUAGCUGAUAUCUAUUGUGCUGAUUGCCAUGAGGUGUUGGGUUGGAAGUAUGAAAGAGCUUAUGAGGCAACACAGAAGUACAAGGAAGGAAAGUUCAUAUUGGAGAAAUCGAAGAUUGUUAAGGAGAACUGGUAGCAUUUUGUUAGGGGGUCCUCAUCCCAUUCCUUCCAGCACUGAUGUUUACUUUCUAGCGGUACAUGAAGUUCAUCUUGUACAGGAAGCUCUCACCCAUUUGCAAAUGUCAUUGUUUCUCAUUGUUCAUUCGUGCGAUGUGCUUAUCUCUGGAAUUUGUAAUUUGAAUAUUCAAAUUCUGUGUUAAUAAAAUCACGGUAUUGUUCAA
Quercus robur (English oak) is the source of this 1126-nucleotide messenger RNA. RefSeq names its product protein yippee-like At4g27745. The record is from RefSeq and is a predicted model, not a curated record. The coding region runs from base 601 to 921 and encodes 106 amino acids. Lineage: Eukaryota; Viridiplantae; Streptophyta; Magnoliopsida; Fagales; Fagaceae. The transcript has 4 exons.